Molecule: messenger RNA, 262 nt
Organism: Racocetra fulgida
Lineage: Eukaryota; Fungi; Glomeromycota; Glomeromycetes; Diversisporales; Gigasporaceae
Source: the annotation of a GenBank genome assembly
UGAGUUAAGCGAAUAUGUUGUUGAAAAUGAGUCAAGUGAAUAUGUUGAAAAUGAGUCAAGCAAAUAUGUUGAAAAUGAGUCAAGCAAAUAUGAUGAAAGUAAGUCAAGUGAAAAAUCAAAUGAAUAUGUUGUUGAAGUGAAUAAUUUUGUUGAAGUAAAUCAAGCGAAUAAUUUUGUUGAAGUAAAUCAAGCGAAUAUUUUUGUUGAAGUGAAUCAAGUGAAUAUUUUUGUUGAAGUGAAUCAAGUGAAUAUUUUUGUUGAA